AUGAGCCGACGACGUUUUAAUCGUCUAUUGAUACCGAUUCUUUUUCUUGUAAUGGUUUUUAUAUUAUAUACAGUACUUGAUUCAAUUAGCACAAAUAUAGAUGAACAACAAAAAUUAGGCGAUCUAUGGUUUAAUGAACAUCUCGAAUCUCUUGAAGAUUCUAUUCGAGCUCUUGAUAAAGAACUAAAGCAUGCGAGUCUAAAACAACAAACGAAGCAAAAUUCUGAAAAUCAUGAAGAUAAAAUAGUUCUAGAAAAGAUUAAAAACGACAUUGGGACGACUUUCUACAAACCUAAGAAUAAUCACAAUCAAUGUACUUGGCAAAUUUCUCCUCCAACGAAUACUACAUUCAAUAGCCAACAAUUAUACGAUAGUCUUCCAUUUGACAAUCCCGACGGUGGUACCUGGGCACAAGGCUACGAUAUUCAAUAUAAUGCAUCGCAAUGGACAUCAAAUAAGAAAUUAAAAAUAAUUAUUAUGCCUCAUUCACAUGCCGAUCCAGGCUGGCGUAACACAUAUGAAGAAUAUUUUGUUCAUGUCGUAUAUCAUAUUCUUAAUACAAUGAUCGACAUUCUAAAUAUGAAUAAAAAAUACAGGUUUGUUUGGGCUGAAAUGUCUUUUCUAAGCUUAUGGUGGGAUCAAGCAACACCUAAGCAACGUAAUUUAUUGAAAAAAUUUCUAAAAAAUCAACAACUUGAAAUCGUUACGGGUGCUUGGGUAAUGAAUGAUGAAGCAAAUACGCAUUAUUUCGCUAUGCUCGACCAACUGAUUGAAGGACAUCAAUUCAUUGAAAAUAGAUUAGGAAAUAUUACAGUACGAAGUGGCUGGGCUAAUGAUCCAUUUGGUUAUUCGCCAACAAUGGCGUAUCUAUUGCAACGUUCGGGGAUACAAUAUAUGGCAAUUCACAGAGUGCAUUAUCAUAUAAAAAAAGCAUUAGCAAAAGAAAAAAAUUUGGAAUUCCUAUGGCAACAAACAUGGGAUCGAACGUUGUCGACACGAAUCUUCACUCACCUUCUUCCAUUCAAUGCUUAUGAUAUUCCACAUACAUGUGGUCCGGACCCGAAAAUUUGUUGUCAAUUUGAUUUUCUACGAGGUAGACAAUCAUAUAAAAAUUGUCCAUGGGGUAUAAACCCUGUAAUUAUCGAUGAGAAAAAUAUUCAAGAACGGGCAGAAUUACUACUAGAUCAAUAUCGGAAGAAAGCUCAAUUAUAUCGAACAAGUGCUUUAUUUAUUCCAUUAGGUGAUGAUUUUCGAUUCAGAACAAUAGAAGAAGCUAAACUUCAAUUUGACAAUUAUGAUAAAUUAUUUACAUACAUUAACCAACAAAUUCAUUGGAACACACACAUUCAAUAUGGCACAUUAAGUGAUUAUUUUGCACAAGUUCUACAAGAAAAAUCUCUUACGGAAUUUCCGAGUUAUGCUGGAGAUUUUUUUACGUAUGCUGAUCGUGCUGAUCAUUAUUGGAGUGGCUAUUUUACAUCAAGAGCAUUUUUUAAAAGAAUGAAUCGUAUUGCCGAAUCUCAUCUUAGUCAAUUCGUGAAGCUUGGUGAAGAAAUUCCAGGGACUAAUGAAUGGGGCUACAAUGCAGAGAAUCUAUUGACCAUCGAAGAUGUUCAACACGAUGAAGACGAUAAAGGUGAUGCAGUUAUUCAAGAGUAG
Messenger RNA from Rotaria socialis, 1659 nucleotides. NCBI's taxonomy places the organism in Eukaryota, Metazoa, Rotifera, Eurotatoria, Philodinida, Philodinidae. The record is from the annotation of a GenBank genome assembly.